Molecule: messenger RNA, 2032 nt
Organism: Carlito syrichta (Philippine tarsier)
Lineage: Eukaryota; Metazoa; Chordata; Mammalia; Primates; Tarsiidae
Gene: COL9A3
Product: collagen type IX alpha 3 chain
Exons: 30
Source: RefSeq, a predicted model, not a curated record
GGAGAAGCUGGUCCUCCAGGCCUACCUGGGCCUCCGGCUGGCCACGUCAGUCAUCGCGGGCUCAAGGCUAGGCCCCAGCACCCCUUGGUUAGAGCCAGAGCCAGGUCCGAGACGUGAACUGGUCCAACUGGGCUGGCUCCCACAGAGCCUGACUCCAGCUGGUGCCUCUGUUGCUGGCUUCAUGCCAGCUAUCCGUGCCCCCCCCCCCCCCCAGAGCCUCAGGGCCCACCAGGGUCUGACCGGAAGGGAUGGACCCGCUGGACCCAAGGGUGCCCCUGGAGAACGGGGAAGCCUGGGACCCCCAGGGCCACCUGGGCUGGGGGGCAAAGGCCUCCCUGGACCUCCCGGAGAGGCAGGAGUGAGCGGCCUUCCAGGUGGCAUCGGCCUCCGAGGCCCCCCGGGACCCUCUGGACUUCCAGGCCUCCCUGGCCCCCCGGGACCACCCGGACCCCCUGGACACCCGGGAGUCCUCCCCGAAGGCGCUGCUGACCUUCAGUGUCCAAGUAUCUGCCCACCAGGACCCCCUGGACCCCCAGGAAUGCCGGGGUUCAAGGGCCCUACUGGCUACAAGGGGGAACAGGGAGAAGUCGGCAAGGAUGGCGAGAAGGGUAACCCUGGCCCUCCUGGGCCUGCUGGCAUCCCGGGCACCGUGGGGCUACAGGGUCCCAGAGGACUUCGAGGACUGCCAGGGCCACUUGGGCCUCCAGGAGACCGUGGUCCCAUCGGGUUCCGAGGACCCCCCGGAAUUCCAGGAGCACCUGGGAAAGCAGGCGACAGAGGCGAGAGGGGCCCAGAGGGCAUUCGCGGGCCCAAGGGCGACCUCGGCAGAGCUGGUCCCAAAGGAACCCCCGGAGUGGCCGGGCCGGGAGGAGAGCCGGGCAUGCCGGGCAAAGACGGCCGGGACGGUGUGCCAGGACUGGAUGGCGAGAAGGGAGAGGCAGGUCGCCACGGUGCCCCAGGAGAAAAGGGCCCCAAUGGGCUGCCGGGACUCCCCGGACGAGCAGGGUCCAAAGGCGAGAAAGGAGAGCUGGGCAGAGCUGGCGAGCUUGGGGAGGCCGGGCCGUCGGGAGAGCCAGGAGUCCCUGGAGACCCUGGCGUGCCUGGGGAGCGCGGCGAGGCUGGCCACAGGGGUUCAGCGGGGGCCCUUGGCCCGCAAGGCCCUCCUGGGGCACUUGGAGUCCGAGGCUUUCAGGGCCGGAAGGGCAGCAUGGGAGACCCCGGACUCCCGGGCCCCCAGGGCCUCCGAGGUGAUGUGGGCGACCGGGGCCCAGGAGGCAUGACAGGCCCCAAGGGAGACCAGGGUGUUGCUGGUUCUGAUGGCCUUCCUGGGGACAAGGGAGAGCUGGGUCCUAAGGGCCCCGUGGGACCAAAAGGAGAGUCUGGCAGUCGAGGGGAGCUGGGCCCCAAAGGCAUCCAGGGGCCCAACGGCACCAGCGGCGUCCAGGGUGUUCCAGGCCCCCCAGGGCCCCUAGGCUCCCAGGGCAUCCAGGGCAUCUCUGGCAUCACAGGGAAGCCAGGAGUCCCGGGGAAGGAGGCCAGUGAACAGCGCAUCCGGGAGCUGUGUGGGGGGCUUAUCAGCGAGCAAAUUGCCCAGCUGGCCACACACCUGAGGAAGCCUCUGGCGCCAGGUUCCAUUGGCCGGCCCGGCCCGGCUGGUCCCCCUGGGCCCCCUGGCCCCCCAGGCUCCAUCGGCCACCCUGGUGCACGAGGACCCCCUGGAUACCGUGGUCCCACAGGGGAGCUGGGAGACCCAGGACCCAGAGGAAACCAGGGAGACCGAGGAGACAAGGGCACAGCAGGCGCAGGGCUGGAUGGGCCUGACGGCGAUCAGGGACUCCCAGGCCCACAAGGUGUGCCCGGAGUCAGCAAGGACGGCCGGGAUGGCGCACCCGGUGAGCCAGGACCUCCCGGUGACGCUGGGCUCCCAGGUGCUGUGGGUGCCCAGGGAACCCCAGGCAUCUGUGACACCUCCGCCUGCCAAGGAGCUGUGUUAGGAGGCAGUGGGGAGAAAUCAGGCUCCAGAAGCUCAUAA